Messenger RNA from Cetraspora pellucida, 1030 nucleotides. The record is from the annotation of a GenBank genome assembly. Lineage: Eukaryota; Fungi; Glomeromycota; Glomeromycetes; Diversisporales; Gigasporaceae.
AUGUUAAUUAAUCAAGAAAUUUUGAAUAGUUCAACAGAAUCUUUAAUUAGUCAACAUGAACAAGCAUUAGUUAUUAAGACUCAGAAUUUAGACGAUCAAUGUGAUUUAGAGAUAUCAGACAACAGCAUAUUAGUUAUUCAAAAUAAUUCAAGCCAAAUAUUAAAUAAUCAAAAUCGUUCAACUUUGUCAAAUCUUGUUAACAGGAUUCAAAAUUGUCCAACUUCAAGUCAUUCUUUAGCUUAUUUGGAUCCAACUAAAUCAUUAGUUAAUGAGAAAAAAAACAUGAACUUAAGAGAAAGAAAUGCAGUUCACAAAUUGAAAAAUGCAGAUUUACAAGUAAAGAACACAGCAUAUCAAGAAAAAAUUUUAACUCUCGAAUCAGAAAAUAAAGAUCUCAAGCAAAGAUAUAAAACUCUCGAAGAAAUUCAUUCCAACCUAAAAACAAAACAUGCAAUUCUUGAGUUGAAGCACACAAAUUUUAAAACGUCUCAUACAAAUCUUAAAACACAAAUUUCAGAAUCCAAAAAGAAAAUCAAGGAACUCGACAAUAAAUAUAUAGAACUCCAAAUAAUACUUGCCAAAAGAGUUGAAGCAGAAUUGGUAGAGACAAUCAGUGAUUUGCAACAACAAGUUAAAGGAAAAAAUCAAAGGAUAGAAGAAUUGGAAAAUGAGAAAUUAGAUAGAGUUGUAGAACAGAGGAAAAAAAAUAAUUGUAAAAACAAUUUACAGCCUCCCUCUGAUCCUAAUUGGCAGCCUAACCAAUUCAUUCAUCAAUUUCAGCAGAAUAAUAAUCCUAAUUGUCAUCAUCAACCUAUCUAUGAUCAAAUUCAACAGAAUAAUAAUAAUUAUGAACUUCAACCUGGAAGUUUCCAAACCACCAAUAUUUCAAAUGAGUUGCCAGAUUAUUGUUCUACCUAUGAAACAGCAACUGCUAAUACAACGGAUAUUAACCAAAUUCAGGUUUCAUCUCUUAUCAAUCAAGUAAAUGCUAAUGCCACUGUUUUUAUUAGUCAAGGACGUUCAAAACUUC